This is a messenger RNA of Suillus subaureus, 1012 nucleotides long. RefSeq lists its product as uncharacterized. The record is from RefSeq and is a predicted model, not a curated record. NCBI's taxonomy places the organism in Eukaryota, Fungi, Basidiomycota, Agaricomycetes, Boletales, Suillaceae. The transcript is spliced from 2 exons. The annotation marks the transcript as partial.
CGACUGUAGGCAGGAUUAGAAUAUUCAGAUCUGCUAUGACCGUAUCAUGAGUUUCCCAGAGGGGUAUGAGACGAAGGUUGGGGAGAGGGGCGUGAGACUGAGUGGAUGUGAGAAGCAGCGCGUGGUAAUCGCUAGGACCAUAGUGAAGAAUACGAGGGUGCCGCUUUUGGAUUAGGCUACUAGUGCGUUGGAUGGUGCGUACAGGGAGCUCCUUCAACUUAAUGGCCUCUUUGCAUCCAUGUAGCAGGUCAGAUCAGCGCGUCCAAAAAUCCCAGCUGGAUACAACAUCGAUGACGAUGCACCCGUCGUCGGCAUUCCCGAAUUUGAAACGCGCAGCACAGCAGUCGAAGAGCGCAUAGUCGUUGAUUCUCCCCAAGUCGUUCUAGCAUCCCUACAAGCCAAACCACAUGUACCUAUAUCAUCCCCCGUAUCCGACGAUGCACCCCAAGCCUUCUCAACGACAGCACCCACGUCCGAUGCGCCUUCCAUUCACAGUUAUCCAGAGUGUUCAGUCGUACCUGCGCAUGGACAAGACGCGAGUGUUACGUUUGGCGCAUAAGUGACCACGCCUCCACGGACGGGUUUCCCUGCACAUAAGAGAGCGCUUUCGACGCAUAAUUUCCAGAGACUUGCGAAGAAGAUAAGUCUCAGCGGUGAAGCUCCGAAAUUGCCUGGGGUUUGACACCGGGACGUGAGCUUGCGAGAGGCAAGUAGUAUGACGAGCAGCGGGAGUGGUGGUACCAUGGUCUGGGAUGUUGGUCUGUUGCAGUGGGCGUGAGUUUUAUACACUUUGUAUUGCUAUGCGUGGUACAGGAAUUUAUAUAAUCUGCAGAGGUGGAAUUCUAGCGCUAGAAUAUAGAAAGGAGAAUGAAGACACAAGUCAUGCAAUUGAUGAUAUGAAUUAUAUAGUAGAGUAUGUAGUACCAACUCAGAUGUGCAACAUAUCCUCGACAAAGACGAAGUCCACAAUUACAAUCGGGUAAGCAUAAGGUAUAGUUAAAGUCAUCAAUAU